AUGCCGGUGAAAAUCGAUACUAACAAAGAAGGCGACGGCCAAACAUUUCCGAAAACGGGCCAAACUGUAACUUGUCACUAUGUGUUGACUUUGGAAAACGGAGAGGAGAUAGACAGUUCACGUUCACGCGGUAAGCCAUUCAAAUUCAGGAUCGGCGCUGGUGAAGUCAUCAAAGGAUGGGACGAAGGUGUUGCAAAGAUGUCUGUUGGUCAACGUGCAAAGUUAACAGUUUCGUCAGAUCUUGGUUACGGUAGUCGAGGAAUUCCAGGCGCUAUACCACCAAAUUCAACUCUGAUUUUUGAUGUUGAACUUCUUAGUGUCGAAUAA
Molecule: messenger RNA, 327 nt
Organism: Loa loa (African eye worm)
Lineage: Eukaryota; Metazoa; Nematoda; Chromadorea; Rhabditida; Onchocercidae
Product: FKBP-type peptidyl-prolyl cis-trans isomerase-12
Exons: 4
Coding region: 1-327 (108 amino acids)
Molecular function (GO): peptidyl-prolyl cis-trans isomerase activity
Source: RefSeq, a predicted model, not a curated record